This is a messenger RNA of Porites lobata, 19323 nucleotides long. The record is from the annotation of a GenBank genome assembly. Lineage: Eukaryota; Metazoa; Cnidaria; Anthozoa; Scleractinia; Poritidae.
AUGUUUCUUUGUGGUUCUAGAUUUUACCCCAUCAUGAGGCACAAGGUAUUAAAUUAAAUUAUAAACUUUAAUUUGUUGUUAAAUUUAAUAUGUUAAUGGGCACUAGUUCAAUUUUUUUUGUCUUUUAAUUCAAAGUACUGCUUCUGGAAAAGUUUCUAGCCAUUUUCAUCAACUUGCUCAGUUAAUUAGUUGUUUAUAAUAUUAUAACCCUUUUUUUUUUAAAUUAAAGUCUCUGUAUCCACAAAAUGUUUGGACUCUUGUGUUCCAAUAUUAUGAUUCUGUCACUAUAUUUUUCUUAAUUUUUUUACAACUGUCAAUAAAGAUAUUAAUGUAUUGAAAAUAUAAAGCUUAAUAUGAUAUAUUCUUGUUUUAUAAAAUUUUCAAUGAAUGCUGAAAUGAACCAAGAUAUAUUGUAAGCAGUUAAACUUUGUUUAGCUGAAACUUAACCUGAUGAUCUUAAGGUUUUCUUGAAUGAUUUUUAUCCUUGUUCCUCCUGUUAGAUUCAAUUCUUGUUUCUUGUUUGUCAUGUUGCAAGGUUUACUUUUUAAAGCCAAGUCUGCUUUCUAACAGGAGGAACAUAGAUGUGGCAACACAAAGACAGGGCCCAGUUUUAUAGACACCCAAAUGUUAACACACAAAUUUGAUGUGAUGCAUUUAUCUUUGAUUGAAAAUCUACCAUACUGUUUCAGUGUCCACAUGAGUGUUAUCAGUAAUUUAGCUAGGUGCAGGUGACAAAUGACUCCAUUUGUAAUUAUCAUCACAUUUCUGCAUCAUAGUGGUCUUAGAGUUUCUAAACAAAAUCCAACCAAGCCAUUCCCACAUUCCUUUGAGCACAAGUUCUGGCUUCUGGCUCCAGUUGUUCGAAAAGGUGGAUAGUGCACUAUCCAGCGUUGGAACAACAGUACUGGAGCCAGGACUGUAAGUGCAAGUCGGAGUGUGAGUGUGAGUUUUCAUUCCAAGAUUUUUGAGCUGUAACAGGAAAUCUAAUCAGCAUGAAGUUUUUUCGUUGGCUGGUUAACAACAAGAAUGAUUUAAAGUUCUAAAAACACAGGUAGUUUGCAAUUUCAAGGCCAUACUUGUAGUUAAUCUUAAUUGUACUGUUAGUCCAAACUUAAAUAUCUUGCUAAUGUUAAAAAAACUAUUGAUUUCCCAAGAAUUUCAACAGUGUUCCUAGGUGAGCUUUUUUCAAAGUUGCGUUUUGAUGACCUAAAAUUGUAGAAUGGUCACCAGGUAGAUUAUAAGGGCUGUGUUGUGUUGAAUUAUUAAAGGAACAGUUAUUUCAGAAAUGAUCAAAAUGGCUGCCCAUUGUUGGAUAUGGAGGUGGACAUGACAUCUCAGAACUUAACUCCUAGACAGCUAAGGUUAAAUGAAUUGAAUUUAAGGACAGGUUGCCGAUUUGGCCACUUUUACUGCAAUUUGAGUCGCCAAUAUUUUCUUGCUGUGGCGACCAAAACAAUCACAGAGGGCUGUACAACAAAGUCAUGUUUUCCUUUUAUGUGCCAUCCAACAGUGACGAUAAUGUGUAGUUUGAAAUUUUUUGUAGGUGAUGGCAACAGAUCCAGUGCAGUCAGAAUCUAGCAGUGUCCUAGAAACAGUGCCAGUAAGAUAAAUUAUUACUGCACUUUUCAACAACAUGCAAACUCUGAAAUUUAAAAGCCAGCUUACAAUUGCGUUUUUUUGCUGAAACACACCAAUUACAAAUCACAAACCAUGAACUUUUGAAUUCGUUGAAGUGAACUUCUGUUUCCUAAGAGGUCUAAAGUGACGGACAGCAGCAAAGAACUUAAGCAUUGGUUGGCUUUUAAACAUCAGAAUUUGUUUGUUUUUGAAAAUUGCAGUAAAGAGAACCAAAAUCUACAUGGAGACUGUUUCAUGUUUCAGGUUUAUGAAAUCUGUUUGUCAUUGCUUAAUAAAAGUUACAUAUUACAUUGGGAUAAUUCAAACCUUAGAGAAGAAUGUUUGAGUUAUUGGGAGUUAAAGUUAUCGAGAGUAAAAUUAUAUAGAAAACGAUCUGAAGGGAAUUGAAAAUUGCUUCGAGUUAGCAGGAGGUUUGAGUUAUAGAGGUUGUAAGUUACCGUAAGUGGACUGUAUGUAAGCCAUUCAAGAUCAAGUCAAAAACCUUUCUUGUGAAAAUGAAUUUCUUUACAUUAGAAUUAGAAAAGUCGUUUUUCUAUCAAAGACUUUGCACUUACCUUGGUAACUGAGGAACUUGUCCUUAAACAAUGUGUGCUCCAUUUUAGGCAAAAAGAGCCAGGCAAGAGAACAGUGAUGAUGAGAAGGAGAGGUAAAAUGUUACUGUUGUUUUUUGAUCAGGGUACAGUGUUGAUGUAACAUACAGCUCAGUUUAAUCUUGAUUUAACUACAUUCAGGUAUAAAAUUGUCUUAUUUAUAAGUUUUCUAUUUGACGUAACUAAAACAGAAACUUUGGUUUACAGCAGUGAUGAUUCAAGCCAAAGCGGAUCUCCUACUCAUCGUCCAGUAAAUGGCCCACAGAGGGAAAGCAAACCAUCUUCUGGGAUGACGAGUGUCAUUACAUGCCAUGAAUCAGAGAAGAAUGACUCCUCCUGGGAUGGAAAUGAAUCUACCAUUACCGUGACCAGUGCUGAUCUCGGAGUUGGAGGACCAAAUGUUGUAGCACCAGUAUCCACGGUAGCACUAAGCUAUCCCGCAUCAGAUGGGUCAACCACCAUGACAAACUUAGAUGGGUGUGGCUUUGGAAAUCAAACCAUUGUGACUGGAGUAACGGACAGCUCUGGUCAGUACCAGCAGCUUCAAGGACAGUACACUGCCAAUAAUGCUGGCUACUAUGGCCAGCGUCCUUAUCCUCAUAUUGUUCCUGCCCCUCAGCAGGGGAUGCAGCAGUAUAAGACUACUGGUGGUGUUAUUCAGGGCACUGGAAUUGCCCAGGUUGCUGGGUAUGUGUACCCGCAAACUGGACCCCAACCAGGAUACCCCAUGGCUGUACAGACUGUGCGAUAUCCAGCUGUGAAUCCAGCUGCUGCAAAAACAGCAGCUGACAAUAGGAAUGUUUCUCAAGGGGAAAGCCAUGUAGGCAACAUUCCAGACAUAUCGACGCUUCGACAACCAGCAAAUCCAGCUUAUGGCAAUCCUUAUGGAACUGUUGUUACAUACCCUGCUAUUAUCCAGACUGGACAAGCAGUAUAUAGUAAUCCAUAUCAAGCACCUUACGGGACAACAUACGUAGUAUCUACAGGAACCCCAACUACUAGCACCACUGCAUAUUCUGUUCAACAGUCAGACCAGCAGGGUUCAUUUCAGUAUGGAUACCGUACUAAUCCACAAACUUAUCCAUACAACUAUCUCAACACUCCACCACCAGCAUAUUCGCCAUCCCAAUAUAUCACGCAGAUAAACAAUACGGCACCUCCCAAUGCUGUGGCUGGUCAGACCAGUACCUACCAACUCACACAGCUUGUAUCAGGACAGGCAAAUCAAGCUGUAACCACUAAUGGAGAAAGAAACCAUUCUGCAAGCACAGGUAUUUGAUAAAUAAUAAUGUUUGUUUAAUUGUCUUGAUUCAUUGUCGUUUACCACAACAUGUAUAAUUAUAUUGCAAUAACAGGAAACAUAUCAAGAUGCACCUCCCACAUUAAAAUUUUUGAGCUUUAACAGCCUAUAACUUCAUCCCUUAACUGACAGAUGACCAGCGACAUCUUGACUUAAUUAGCCAAUCAGUUCAAGCGUCAGUUACUGUCAGUCUCAGAAUACAGUGAACACCUAAAGUAUGUUGGGAAUGCAGGGUUUGAGCUAGGAUUUGAUCACUGGGGGACAAUUUGUCCCCUUGGCUAAAAUUUUGGGGGACAUUUUCAUUUUUAGGGGGACAGAAAUUUGUACACCCUUCCUUCUUAGCAAGGCUUCUGAUAGGUCUCGGACGAAAAAGUCAAAUUUCGCAGGAUUUUUAGGGACAAAUUCGCGGAAAAAUCGGCCGAUUUCGCGAGCGUUUGCGGGGCAAACUUCACCGAAAAGCAAUCAGUAAAAAACGGCCGAUUUUGUGGUUAUUUUCAAGGCAAAGUUCGCUAGAAAUUGAUCGGUUUUGCACUGAUCAGACCAGCCUUUUUAACGUUUUUCUAACAGAGGUCAUCAUUUGCUCUUUCAACAACAGUACGCUCCAGAAAUGAACCAAUGGCAAAGCCUUUAACAUGAUGGCUAGUACCCAGUUUUUCGCAACAUAAUCUGUUUGCACGUUUCAGUAACAAAGUUCCAAGACAAAUUUGCAAGUUUACGGCAAGUAAAUAGCCCCUAUAGCUGAAAUAAGUUUCAAAUAUGUUGUACAGACAUGUAUUUGAUAAGAUUUCUACCGAAUUACGCGGCUCCGUGACCGCGCGAAAAAUCAGAAGCCCUGUCUCAGAUUUCCGACAAAAAUAGCAGUAGAGCGUGACUGAAACGUAACUUUGGAAUGAACUUUAAAGGUGCGAUAAAAUAUACUUUCCACGUUCUGUUUCAGCUUGCAACUUCUGUACCGAAAUAAAUCUCUUCGUGUGUGCUUCCUUUCGAGUUUUUUCCCUAAAUUUUGAAGGGGACAAAUUGUCCCCUUGGCCGUUUUUUAAAGGGACAAUUUCAAUUGCAGUGCGGGAUUGGCGCAAUGGCGCGGCCUGGCUCAAACCCAUGGAAUGUUGAUUGUUCAGUGACCAAUCACAACAAAGAUCAGGACUCACAAGCUGACUACAAAACCACUAACUUAUAAAUUACUGUUGAUGCCAUGGUUUAGUUUUCUCAUGCCUGAUUGGCCUGAUUAUUCUUUGCUACACGACAACAUUCCAGAAAUAUUUCCAAUGCGACUCUCUCUAAGAAGGACUGUACAUGUAUCUCCUGAUCUGGAGCGUGUCUGCUAUAACAAGAGUUGAAUAAGUAUAAACACUGUAGGGAGCGCAUUGCCAUUUGCCAACAAUUUAUUGAGAUUUGACUGCCUCUGUUGAAGACAGCAAUUUCCCUGUUUUUUUAAAGUCAACUGCUAGAAGUGCUAAGUUAAUUAAUUGUGACUGACUGCCCGCUCAGCUGUAUUCUUGUAUCAGUUAACAUACAUUUACCAUUAUUGUUGUCAAUUAACAGAAGAUCGAUUUUUGUUAAGCCUACAGAGUCAUGAUCGUACAUGUUAGGGCGUUUUACCUGAGCUGUCUUGCAUUAGAGAUCUUAUUAAUUUAGUUGCUCUGAACUUUUACAGUCAGACCGGCAAAACUGUGAACACUUGAAAUAAUUCAGGAAUGUUUUAUUGUGUUACGACCAAUCACAGCAAAAAUCAGGGCACACGAACUGUCCACAAAACCUCAAACUAAUUAACAUUCUUGAUUGUAGUUUAGUUUCUUAAGCCUGAUUGGCUUUUUCCUAGCAACACAAUAACAUCCCAGAAAUAUUUCUGGUGUUCACAGUUUUCCCUGUUUGACUGUAAGUACGGAAUAUCUAUUUAUGAUCAAAAACAAUCAUUUAAUGCAAAACAAUAGUGAUGACGAAAAUCUAUUUAGUUAUCUACAUGUAGUAAAUACUUGAGGGAAUUUGUUAUCUGUUUUCCCUUUACAAAAAUCCUGUUUUGUUCAUCAGAUGAUCGUGAAUAAGCAAUUUGAGUUGUAGUCUCCUUUGCUUUUGCUGCACUCAAACUGCCUGUUUUCAAGAUAAACGACCAUGUAGUUGUAUCAACAAAGGAUGCUCACUUUUGCUUAAUUGUAACAUGACUUUCACAACAAGAGAUGACCCUGAACAUUGCCCUUACUGCAUGGAUUUUUAACACUGCUUUUUAAUUUUUUGUGGAAGAUAUGAAGAAGCAGCAACUUGCUACUUAUCAGCCAUAAAAAGUUGUCUGCUCAAGUGAGCUGAGCCGUACACGUAUUUAUUCUCUGACAAAAUAAUAUUUUGUUCAUUCAGUCAUAAGCUAAUAGCUUUUUUAUCAGCUGUCUCAGACUUUUGAAGUGAUGUUUUUUUUACUGCAGAUGUGACCAUCUUUCUAUUGUGUGCCUUUUAAAAAUAAUUUGGUUACAUCGUUAUAUUUCAUUGCUACAGUUUCUUUCAUGCUGUGUUAUUCAGUUAUCUUUUACCCCAAAAAAGUGUGUGGUAAAUUUUGCGGUGCUUAUACGGAUAACUGAAAUAAUUGUACUCUUUAAUUUCACCCUUGAAGCCCCAAUACCCCCAUACAAAUUCUCCAGCCUGUUCUCCAUAAAUUUCCUUACAGAAUUGGUUGAGAAAAUUUGAUGAAAUUGGCCUUUGGCGAUCAUUCGAUUGAUUCUCAUUACUUUUUUUCUUGAUUAUAGUUUGAUAGUUUUUGGAGAAAAACGAUGUUGGUCACUCUUGCAACUUUAAGGGUUAAGAGACUGAUAACAGUAGUUUCUUUUUAUUGAGGUCACAAACAUGUUUUAUGUUCCAAACAGUUAACAUAAAAAAAUAGUACUGUAUAAUAUCAUUGUACUGAAAGAAUGUUGCAGAGUGCAAUUUUUUAGCUCUCUGAUUUUUUUAACAUGUUAAUUGAAGGUGUUCCAGUUGUUUUUCAAUAAUAAUUUUCAGCAUGUAAAAAAUACAAAAUAUAAUAUCCUGUCAUGCUUGGGUUUACAAAAACAGAAUGAUGUUAUCAACAAAAUUAAUUAAUCAGGAAAUGAAGAUUAUAAGGGCAUUGUUAGAGAAAGCCCACUUUGCUGCAUGGAGGAAAAAGAGCAGUUUCUGUCAAAGCUGAAAUGGACUGAUUUUCUCUACUUUUUCUUUUUUAAUGCAUGUUGGCAUGUGUUCCUUUCUGUGGAGCAUUUGUUUAGAUGGAAAUCCAUUUGAUGUGCCAAAUGUUUACUUUACUUUGUAAUGAAUUAAUUAAGACCUCUUUGGUGGCAUAGAAGCCAUUAGCAACACAUAUGUUGCUUUCGAGUAUUGUUUUUGUAUUUUUAGUUCAACUGCAAACUUGACUAAAAUGCCUGCUGGAUUUAUUCAGCUUGGGAAUGAAUUUAAUUGAAGCUUUCUUCAUUGUUUCAUUAAUGUUUUUGGAGUAAGAAUCCUUUAUUUUUAAUGCUUUUGAGAAAAGUAAACUUUUAAAGGAAGGAGACCAUUAGCAUGAACAAACAGAUGUUUUCAACAGUAAGUGCAUGCCAUGGAGUCAAUUAAAAUAACAAUAGAAAAACAACUUAACUCCAACUACACAUGUACACACACAUCUGCAGUGUUUAAUUGAUGCUUUUACAAAACAUUAUUUAACCAUCCAGGAAGUUUGCCAAACAGAGGAAAUGUGUUUCUUCUUUGUUUGGUUUUUGCUAAGAGAUGAUCUCUUUAAUAAAAACUACAAAGUUGGGUCUUAGUUUGCCUACAUGUGAGAAUUAAUUGCUUAAAGCCACAUACUAUUUGUUGGCGUCCUGAAAGCUUUUGGCAGACAUUAAGGAGUCAUUGUGUACAUAUAUACUCAUAGAAACAAGUAGUUUAAAGUAGGUCUUUCCAAUUUUAUGUAAAACAGGCUUUGGUCAUGCUCACAGACUUUUGUCUUGUAAAAUGUGUUCUUCCAAGGAGGAAUAAAUAAGGAAUUUUGUCCGAAAAGAAAAAAACGCCAUUGUAAUAGGUUUAUUGGCAUGAAUUGCUACUCAGUUUGUUGUGCUGAAUAUUGUGUAGACAUCCCUGAUAGUUUUAAUAAUGAGUGAUUGUGUGAAGUGAAGGGAAACAUAAGAAAUUGUAUUAUGCUUAUCUCAUAAAGCAUCAGGAAACAAUCUGUUUAGACCCCAUGGGGUUACUGAUUAUAUGUCUAGGCGCUUGGAGGGUCAGAAGGUAGGGGUCAUAAUUUUUUAAGACUUUGCAGGAAUAAAAAAAGAUAUGUAUAAUUUUUUUUGGCCAGCUUUAUAUGCUGCAAAACAUUCUGCAUGCACUAAAUCAGAUAUCAUAUACUUAAAAACAGUCAGUCUUAGAUGCAAGUGAGUUUCUGUUAGAUGGGUUGCCCUACAGAAUGAAACUAGAUUAGCCAAGGGGGUCUGUUCCUCAGACAAGAACUACCCCUCUGGGUGAAAAUAUAAAGUAAUUUGCCACCAAACACAGUCACUGCAUUUGAUGUGGGUGGAGGAGGAGGAGGAGGAGGGGUAAAUAUUAAAAAUGGGCAUAUUAAUUAGUGUGGCUUACGACAUGAAAAAAAAGCUUGUAGUAGAACAUACUCUCAACUUUAUGUCUGUUUAGAGAUCAGUAUGUAAUAUAAUAUUUUUAUCGGCCAUUUCGGAGUUGCGUAGAGAACUGGGGCGAGUUUCAAAUGUAAACUAAUCAAUAAGCUUACAUCUCCAUAUAAGAUGUGGAGGUUGGUGCUCUAAGGUUGAAAAGGGAUCAAGUUAUGACUCUUGAAACAUGGUUAAAGAUCCAUACAAAUGUCUGUAAUUUUGUGACAGCGUCCCGCAAAACCAUAUAAACUCUUAAUUUUUUUCACGAUUUCUGUGAUAUUCCUGAAAAUGGGCAAACAUAGUGAUUUUCAAAUUAGUUCCUUCCAAGUAGUAGAUGCAUGACGAAUUUUACAGUUAAAAAGAAAAACUAAAAAAUAUUUUAAAGAGUUUAUAUUGUUUUUGGGGACACUGUCACAAAAUUACAGACGUUUGUAUGGAUCUUUAACCAUGUUUCAAGAGUCAUAUAUCUUGAUCCUUGUUCAACUUUGACAAACAACCAAUCUGAACAUGACCUUUUGUAUGGUGGUGUUAGUUUAUCCAUUAGUUUAAGUUUGAAACUCACACCAGUUCCCUAUGCAAUAAAAUCUCACAAUUAGUUGGUUUCUAACCAAUGAUUAUCCAGUUGUGUGGGGUCAGGAUUGAUUGUGGACAAGUACUUGUAUGAGGCAGGGGGAGGCGCAAGUAAGCUACCACAGGGAACAUGUUUGAUGGGUUAAUGAGAAUGAAGGGAUAGGGAAGAAGAGAAAACAUCCAGAUUUCAGAUCUGAAGAGGCUGGAAUCUCUGAGCAUGGUGUGAAGCUGUUACUAAACCUGAAAAUACUAUGUUCUUUGGCUCUUUAGUUACCAGUAAAAGAUGUGUUUCUUAUGCUUUAAUACUCAGGCAAUGCCGCCAUUCAGUAUUCGCCCAACCUUCCAUCGACCCCUAGCCCUCCUCACUCACCAGUGACAGGAACAGAGAACUCUCUCACCAGUGUGGCUUUAGUGUCUGCAAAUGUCGGAAUGCCUGGACAAGAUGGAGUAGGUGGGGUGCAAACCCUUGUUGAUUCAGGGACAACCUCACCAGGGAUGUUAGUUCAGGGAGGGAAUAGAGGGCGUGGUCGUGGAGGAAGAGGUGGAAGAGGCCGUGGAGGGGGCAGGGGAAGAAGAUCAACUUCUGGACCACCACCUGAGAUUGACCAUAACAUUGAGGUAAUAGCAUCUUUCCACGUUAGUUUUUUCAAUUUUUUUUAUAGACUAGUUUGGGAAAAUCCGUACAUGUCAUGGGCAUCUUCCUGUAAAUAAAUGAUGUAGCAAUACCAGUAUGCCCAGCUGGGAAAAGGGGAAUGGGGUUGGGGGGGUUGAAAUACACUCUCUGUAAUGGAAGGACCUCUUGGAGAAACAGCAGUGAAGUCAAGCCAGAACGUGAUGUAGACCCUGGGAUCAGCAAUAUUUAAUAAAAGAUAAGACCAAGCGGAAUGCUCAUUGGGCAGCUUAUUUUUACUUACACAGUAGCUCUUCCUGUCCCUGCUGAAGGUGAGUUCUUUGGUCUCUUUGAAAUGUAUAGGAUGAAAACAUUACAAGUUUUAGCUGUCCCAUCAGCCUUGUAUUUUGUUUUAUCUUUUUGUACUUUGCUAAGUAGUGCUCAUAAUGGCAAUUUCUUCUCCUGGCAUUCACUUCUUGCUUGUUUGCAUGAAAUUGCUACAUCUAGAGUCUCCUUUCGGCCUGGUUUGGCGUCAUUUUUUGUGCAUGUUAACUUUCUUUCUUGAAUGCCCUGGCAGCUGGGAGAAAUGAAAGGUGGCAGUACCCCCGGUAUUAAUAUUUGCCAUCUAGUGAAUAUUGGCACCUAAUGCUGGAGGUAUAUAAUAAAUCCCUUUUCAUCUCACUUUCAAAAGGAGAGUAGAGAUGCUUCAGGCUGCAUCAUGCUUCAGGAACUGUGUUACCUGCUGAUUGUUUGGGUAAUCUGUGGUUCAUACCACUUUACCUUCCUACACUUGGCCCAAAAGUUUUUCACAGGCAUAAAAAUAUAUUUUGAUGUCUUGAAAAAAUAAACAGUCAAACUUGUAUUAAGUGGCCCCCCUUGAGAAAUGGCUUACUGACCACUGAAUGCAGGUUGACCAUUUAAUACGGGUGUGGCAAACCUAAGACUUACUCAAGAAAAUAAGGAUGGUGAAAGAGCAAAAUAUCUGUCUCACUACAAAACGACCUCAACAUGCCUCUACCUCUUCUUGUGCCCUCCAAAAAAGGAAAUUGGAUCAGACCAAUAAAUGCCAUUCACACUGUUUCUGUUGCACUAGUGUGGCACAAACUGUCAAAGUGACCGUCUAAUAGAGGUGUAGACAAUGCAAAUUAACUCAUUGGGACCUCGAAAAAGGUGAUUGCGACCACUUAAUUGAGGUGACCCCUUAGUACAGGUCAGUUUUAUAGUGAUUGAGGGAAAUGAUCUCUGGUACUAUAAAGAGGGUGACUGCUACAAGUUUGAUUGUAUUCCCAUUUUUACACCUCUGUUCGCUGUUUUUCAUCUAACUGUAUGUGCUUUUUACAUUUUAGCGUAUUUUUAUUUGGGAUCUUGAUGAAACCAUUAUCAUUUUCCAUUCACUGUUAACUGGGACCUUUGCUUCCAAAUUUGGCAAGGUAAGAUGGUUGCCCUGUUCUAUUGAACAUCGUUUUUGAGGGUUAUUUUCAAGGAUUUACAGCAAGCAUGCAUAUAUUUUGGUUAGUCUGUAUGUCAUUCAAACUGCAUACUUAACAGAGGUCUUCCCUUUACAUGGUUCAAAAUAACAACCAGUCAGCAAACAAUGUCCAGCCAAGUGACCAUUAGUUUGUCUGGACAAACUUCUAGUUUGCCAGUCAAUUUGACCGGACAAAUUUGACCGGACAUGUAUAUUAGUGACCAGGCGGAGAGUCGUUUUUCACUUUGUGUUUUUGCUUUUUGGGCUUAUCGUGUUAUUUUUAACAUUUUGACUGGUCAGACAAGAGACUUUACUGAGCUAACUCAGCUCGUUUGUUGAAAUCAGAAUGGACUAGGUGCAUUUCCUCACAGGAAGUGACAAUGGGUCUUUAAUUCAAGGUGGUAUGCUGUAACAAGCGAACAGUAAUGAAGUCUCUUCGCAGGCAUUAGUAACCUGAAAGGAUCCCCGUUAUUUGUGGAUUGACUCUUGGUAUUUCUCUCUUUUGCAUAGGAUGCACCUAACUCAGUGUCUUUAGGACUUCGCAUGGAAGAAAUGAUUUUCAAUUUAGCAGAUACUCAUUUAUUUUUUAAUGAUUUAGAGGUAAGAGCCCAGAAAGUUGAAUGUCCUUGCAAGGUUUCAGUUGAAGUCUAGCUAUUUUAUUCAGUGAUCCCUUUUCUAACAUUUUUAGUUAAACCAGUCGAAGUCAUCUCAUUUUUCUUGUAUUUUACUCCAAGGACUGUGAUCAAGUUCAUAUCGAGGAUGUUGCGGCAGAUGAUAACGGAUUAGAUCUAAGGUAAUAUUAAUAAUGGAAUCCAUUUACUGAGAGAAGAACACUUAAAGUGUUACUUUUCAGCGUUCGAAAGUAUGAUUGGUUACACAUCAACCAAUCAUAACUAAUGCUUGUCCACCUAAGCGAUCCCAGAAAUCACCGCAUUCAAAGCUUGUACCCAUUCUUCCGAGAGUUUUUGAAGUGGAGAAUACCAGCUUGAAUCAGGGCAAUCGAACUCACAAUUUAAGGCAUAUAAUUUAUCACAUAAACUACUUAGCCGCAAUUACUUAAUGAACGUACAGAUACAUUUGGACGUUGUUUCUGUGUAUUUUUGCCUGCACAUAUGUUUAUAUUAGCUAAAAAUAGUUAUACAGCUUGCUAAAAAUUGCAAAAAUAAUUAAUUUUCAGCAAGAAAAACUGGUCUUUAAUGAAGUGAUUUCUACGAUCUACAAAUGUAUGGACAAAAAUUGGAAGUUGUGGUUUUAUUUAGGAAUAAAAAAAAUCAUGCCCGAUUUCUUGGGACUACAGGUGGUGGAAGUGCGGGAACAAGAAAAAAUUAUGCCGUGAAAAUUUAUCGUUUUAUAAGCCAACUACGCAAAAUUAUUUACACCUCAAAUGAAUCAACUUGUAUCGAAACGACCGGUAAGCCAGGUGGUGUUGUUUAAGUAAAGAGUUCAUGUCCUACCCUCACCAACCCCGACUCCCCACCCCGGCCGUCAAGUCGUCAGACGUUUGAAAUAAGCGCCAGAGGCGCUUAAUCAAGGAAAUCCAAUAUUCACUCCAGAACCUCUUUGCAUGUGUGCAGUACCUACAAUUUUGAGGGAGAUGGAUUCCAUGCUGCCGCGACAUCAGCUAACCUGUGCCUGGCAACUGGCGUCCGAGGCGGAGUAGACUGGAUGAGGAAACUAGCUUACAGAUACAGGCGGAUAAAGGAGAUCUACAACAGUUACAGGAAUAAUGUGGGAGGUAAGUAGGAGCUGAUGUGCAUUAUUGUUAUUUUUUGAAGUUGUCAGUUUAUUUGAAAAUUCUUAAAUGUUAAAAUAAAAAUUCAAGAUUUUUAAGGUCCUUGACAAUUGCAGCGGGUGAUGGAAAAAAGUCCUUGAAUUUCGGUGCUAACUUUAUCCAACCCAGAUUCUCAAGUGCCUAACGGAGCAAACACAGAAAGACCUUCAGGAUAAAAUUACUCAUGUUGUGGAAGAACUAAAAACUACAUAGACUCAAGGCUCUUUUUUGCACUGAAUGGAGUCCUUGGAAAAUGGGAAAUGUGUUUUUGAAAGUCCUUGAAAAGUCGUUGAGUUUUUAGUUUAGAAAAGGGUACGAACCCUUCCCACCCCACCCCUCGCUGUUUCUCCUGCUCAUAUCUCUUGGUGCCGUUUCCUCCCUCUGAAAUCCUGGAACACUGAGGCUCCGCGCACUGCUAAGUGUCCUGUAAGAGCGAGUGUAUGACCUUCAACUGUCGCUUUUCAAAUUGAAAUAUAAUACUUUGGAAUUUUUACUGGCAAGAGGCGAAGAAACACUCCAGCUGCAAAGGAGUAGAAAUGAAAACUUCGACUUCCCAUACUGCCUCUGAUUAUUAAGUGACAAUGGUAACGGAGACAAAAUUUUCCUUUGAGUAAGCUGGACAGGUAACCUUUGCUUGCAUGUAGGGUAUAUCUCUUGCCUGUUGCGUUAUCAUGUGAGCACAUUUUGCCGAUGUUGUGGCCAGGAUCAGGCGUUGGUGUUAGUGAUACCUUCUAGUAAAGUUGCUGGUAUUUAAAUUGUUGUUGUUGUUUUAAUUUAAAUUAAUGUUUUACUCUUUAAAGGUCUUCUUGGUCCAGCCAAAAGAGAAACGUGGUUGCAGUUACGAAUGGAAUUGGAGGCAAUUACAGAUUCGUGGUUGACGCUUGCUUUGAAAGCAUUAACACUCAUACAUUCCAGGUGAGUACUGCGUAGCAAACAAAGAAGAGUGUUCAAAACAGAAGGUCACUGCCUACCAUGUCGCUACAACUAGUAGUAGUGGUUUUCUUGACGAUUGCAGUUAUUUUUCGCUGGUGAAAACCUGUAGCCUAUAGCCUAUAACCUGUAGCCUGUAGCCUAACCUGGAGUCUCGUGCACUCAAGCUAUAAAACCUCCUUGCAAACUCAAAGUUAGUUCUUUUCCCCUUCCAGCCGUUUCCUGACUAAUAGACCUUAUUCAAGAUGCCCGCCAUCUUUGCACGCCCUCAAGCACUGAUGGGAUAAAAGCAAUGUCACGUGGUUUGACGGGGGGCGAACAAGUGAAAAAAUUUGCUAAUACAUGAAACCGCGGUCGACUUUGUUUAUUUUAGACAACAGAAAAUGAAGAACUUUUCAUCUUAAAGACGAUAAUGGCAAAUUGUAGGUGGAAUGAUCAUUGUUCCUUUAUUGAUUGCAGCAGCGACCGUAGAUGUCCUCACAGCAAGCAGUGAUGUUGUAAAUCUUGUCGAAACUCGAACAGUACAUUUUGUAUGACUAUUAAAUUGCGUCUCGUUUUUACAGAAUAAACAAAGUCGACCGCGAUUACUCGUACUGGCAAAUUUUAACACUUGUUUGCCCUCUGGAAUUCCACGUGACCUUGCUUUUAUGCCAUCGAUCCUACAGCGGGUGAGAAGAUGGCAGUAUCGUGUAUAAGGUCUACUUACCGUCAAUAACUGCGACAUUGUUUCGAAUAGUUACAACAUUGUUCCAACAUUUCAACGCUGUGUUGCGCUACAAAUCGUCAUGGGAAUCGUCCCGUGUAAAGGUUGAUUUCCACUGACGCGUUUUUGGCUACGCACGGUAAGGCACGAAAAUUUGAAUCACGUAAAUAAAGUAGAGGCAAGAUAUAAAGUGUUGAGGUUAAACGUAACGAUGAGCGAGGUUCUAUUUUUACGCUCACGUGCGACGCGUAAAAAUUACGCGACACUGGAAAUUAACCCUAACAUCAACUUUAGCAAGAAGACACGCGCACUGAAAUCGCCACACAUUAAAAAAUCCUUGACCGCCUCACUUUUUGAAUGAAAUAUUUUGUCAAACAAUUUGGUUUUUCUUUUUUAUCUUUGCUCACUGAUUAAAGCUACAGGGUGGUAAAUGAGUUUUUGUUAAUCGGCGGAGUUUGGAACUUUUUUUAAAAAAAAGUUAAGAAGUAGGCCAUUUAAUUAGCAGUGCGUUUUUUCAUGUUGCAGGUCGAAUUGUCUUAAUAUAAUGGUGACCACAACACAGCUUGUUCCUGCACUUGCAAAGUGUCUUCUCUAUGGACUUGGUGGGAUUUUUCCACUGGAAAAUAUUUAUAGUGCUACAAAAGUUGGUAAGGCUUUCUUCCUUAAUUACAUAUUAAAUACAAUCCUCUGCUUACGGACACCAGACUACGGAAAUUUAACCUCCGAAGCCCAGCAUUAUUAACUUCCUCUUUAUUGGGUACGGUUGUAGGCAGUCAGUCUAACCGUCUGUUUUUAUCCGGCGAUUAUCGGUGGGAAGCUUAAACUCGAGUCUGAUCGCCAUUACUUGGGUAUGUAAAACGCUGCGAUAGCUGUCUUCGGGGAAUUGCUUUGCUUUGAACCCUCGCUAACAGAUAUUUUUGGCCUAAUUGUGGGUUAGACUUACUGGUUUAAUUAUACUGCAGAGGCGGCGGAGCGUUUUUAAACGUGGCGGAUGGGGCCCAUCUUUUACUCAGCCAUACGCAUGCCCCUACUCAGAUUUUCUAAGAUGCCCUUUGCGUUGUUCAUUGGCACAAGCAAUCGUGUUUGCAGUCUUCAGUGUCUCGUGUGUCUGUAAUCGAUUUGUAACAAUGCAUCAGUAGGCAGUUGUUCAGGCGGUCCUGCUUCGCGCUGCUUCUUAGGUAGUUCUGGAGUUGUCUGAGAAUAGAAAAUCUGUGCUCUGAAGCCACAGGUAACUUCAAAUACAUCCGUAAGAGUUUGUAGCCAGUUUUUAUCCAGCGCUAGCGAUAUCUUCGGCACCAAAACGUGUAUUGAGAUCGAGCUUUGCUAACUUAUUCAGAAGCCCCUGGUUGUGUCAGUUAAAGUUGUAUUUACCUUAAAGGAAAAUAAGGAUGAGCUUAGCCUGUGUACAGUCCCCCCCUCCCCGGUUUUGUCAUUGAGGGGAGGGGGUGGCUGUACACAGGCAAGGUUCAGUGUCCAUUACGUUAUUUAGUUGCUUUAUAAACUUGGGACUUUUUCACGCUUUGUUUCAUUUUCAAUAGGAAAAGAAACCUGCUUUGAAAGAAUCUCAAAUCGUUUCGGAAAGAAGUGUACCUAUGUAGUCGUAGGCGACGGACGGGAUGAAGAAAUGGCAAGCAAGCAGGUAAAAACAACAGCAACAGUAAUGUAGUGAAAGAUAUUGUUGUUCGUGGAUAAUGUGCAGCGUCGCGAUCAAUAGCUAAGUAACGACGAUAAACGACGCCCUUUGUAAACAGUAAUGUAUUGUUUUGCACUUUCGGAAAGAAAGAAAAAACGGUGUUAGACUGUUUCCUAAGAAAAAGUUUACCAUUCUGUUCUACGCUGUCACCAUUUGUGAUUGGCUAAAAAUCUGGCGCCAUAAUAUCAACCGAUGAGGAUUAAGCUCUCUGCUAUGCGUGACUUGGUCACACGCCUUACUCCGCAUGUAGUCAUCAUAUGUUGGCUUCAGUUCAUUCAAUUGUACCUUACGAGUUUCUUCACGGCUCGCGUCGCUGGCUCUACUUGGUAGGGUUUUUCUCGCCUUCUCAUUUUAGCUCUCCAGUUCCUUUUUUCCUAUUAGAUAGCCUAUCCCAUGGUACAAUAGAGAAAUGUUCAAAAACAAGCCCUUUUACUGUUUAUCUUUUGGUGGCGAUUUUCUUAUUCUUGACGUUUGAUCAACCAGCAACGGUGGCGAAAACAUCGCUUAAAAGUGGUUGGGGUUGUUUCAAAACAAACCAUAUUUUCCUCGAAGAAUUUGUCAAAUGUAGCCGAAAAUCCUGUUUGAAUUCCUAGUUCCCAAUUCAGGAAAAAGAAUUUUUGUUGUUUGCCACCAACGUCCGCCAUAAAACGUGAAACCAGCAAUAAUCAGGACGUUGUCGUGCAAUGAUCCGAGAACAUGAUGCAGCGGUGGCUAUUGUUUUAAUACCGUAUUUAUUCGAAAACGUCGCUCGAAUUAGCGCCUGAAUAAGCGCCCAUCAAAGGCGUUCUUUCAAAAGCUUCACCACUAUUAUUCCAACUCAAGACGUAUUUUUUGCAAAUGUUUACUGUUUUGUUGCGAAAUAAACUCUCCUGGAGAAUGAAAAUCCCCAGCCUCGAAUAAACGCCCAAUAUUCAAAUUCAAGUGGAAGAAGAGAAUUUCGUCUUCGUUUGCUUACGUCCGCCAUAAAACGUGAAAUUAGGCACUUUCACGUCGUUGUCGUGCAAUGACGGCAAAGAAAUGUACAAAAAAGCAUGAUGCACGUGCAGAGCUAUUGUUUUAGUAAUCUAAACCUGUUGGUUUUUGAUGUUCUCGUUGACGUCAUCGUCGUCGUCGUCGUCGUUAAGUCUUGAGGUCCCUAAAAGGCUGAUUUAGCAACAGAACGCGAACGUCAUUUGACGACAGGAAAGUGCGCGGAAAGGACUAAACUGGACUUCCGGUGUGCAAUUUCCGGCUUUGCCAUUGGUCAAGCCAGUUGUUUGAUUUGCGCGCGCCGUCGUCAACUGACGCUCACGUUCUGUUGCUAAAUCAGCCUAAUAUCUCACGCAUGACCUUUACGUCAUGUCUUCAUCGACAAAGUCAACCAGAUUUUUCAUUUACAUCAGUGUUUGGUAAGAAACCUUAUACAGGGCAGUUUACAAAUAGGUGCAAUUUUAGACUUGAAAGGUUAACUUGACCUAUUUCUUUUCGUCUCAGAUGGGAUUCCCUUUUUGGAGGAUAGGAACCCACAGCGAUUUGAUCAAUCUGCACCACGCGUUGGACCUGGGACAUCUCUAGUAAUGAUUUACUGCAUAAGUGCUCUUACAUUUGCAACAGCUUUUUGGUCAAAAAGAUGAAGGGGGAGACCGGCUUAUCGAAGAUAAGCGUCACUGUAGUCGUUAAUAUUAUCAUCCACUUUUAGCUUCAAAAGUUGAGAUUGGAAGACGAUUAGUAUCAAGUGCAAGGUGAAAUGGAACUUAAAUUGCAAUCUUUGGGGUUUUAAGCAUACUUUUUUAAAGAUAUAACACGCCAGUAACGGCCAUAAGAGAGUUGAGUUGGAGAUUCUUACGUAGGAGAGCAACAAACUUUGUUUCAGUUAUACUUGCGCCCAUAAUCCUAGGUCGCACCAUGCAGUUAUAUCGCCAUACAUGCCAAGUGUUUGUUUGUACAGCUCUUAUAUUGUAUCAAUAGCAGCAGUUUGUGUGGCGUUUUGUUUCUUAACGUGCAAAUCAUUUAUGGUAGUCAUCAGAGCACAGCUGUCAGCUUAGUGUCCGAAAACUAAAUUAUGGGCUUGUCUUGUAAGUGGCAACAAAUCAAGCUAACGAACGGUGCCCUUCGUAACUGAAUAACCCUACCACUCCCAAAGUUACUAUAAUUCAAGGACAUCCCACGGUUUCUUUUUGUGAAAUAUCGAAAAGCGAAUGGCAUCAUGUGAAAGCACUAUCACAGAGGAUUGUUACCGUAGAAUUUCGUUCACGGCCUAAAAAAGUUAGAACUGUAUACUGAAUGAAUAGAGAAGGUUUCAUUGGAAUUAGCUUGUGAAUACAGCCCUCUCUCUUGGCUCCACGCCCCUAGAAAUGUGUCCAGUGGCGAGGAGCGAGAGGAGAGGGCUGUACUUGCAUGCUACAUUAGAAUGGUCACGCCAUAGGAUUUUACCCACAGACUCAAAAGUUAGAACUACAUGUUAAGAUGGUCUACUUCUAUUUGGGUGAUCGGAGCGUGGUAUUUCGUUCUUGGACUCAACAUUUAGAUUUACAGUCUAUGUUGCUACAACUGAUUGUGGGAGUGGAAGGGUUUAAUAGUUAUACUAGAGUAAUUUUCAAUUGAGUGUCGAAAGUAAUCCGGGAUUGCAUUGGUUUUGCUUUACUCUGCUCUGUGAGUGGUCUAGAAAACUCGCGCCACCUUCUAAGCCAAUCAGAUACAAAACUAAAACCAAUCGCGACUUGGUUACUCGCGUUUUCCCGCGCUUAAGGCCGGUUACAUGCGUUUACUUCGAUUUCUCAUUGGCUCCCUCUGAUAUUUUCAUUUGUUCUAAUUGGCCGUUGGGAUUACUUUGGUUUUGGUUUUACGACACUCAAUCGAAAAGCGCUCUAUUUUAUUAAUGUAUUGUAAUGUAUUGACUUGAUUGAACGUAAAUUGCUUGUUGCGCUUGGUUGACCUUUGUUAAUGUUUUGUCGCUCCACAGACCUUAGCCUCUUUAAGAGGCAAAAAACGCCUUUGACAAAAUUUCCAUUGGGGAAGGUUGAAAGAAAAAACACAUACUGGAAAACGUUAAGAUACAUUUUUCGUUUUUGAAUGCUCACAUUCGCCAACUAAGAGAAUUAUCUAAAUAAAUCAGGUGUUGUAUUUGAAAUUUCUACUCGGAAGCUUGUCUUUUCACUUCAGAUUAAAACAAAUUAAAGUUUCAUCUCUUAACAGGCGCACAUACGACCUUGAACGUUCUUUAGAUCUCGUAUUUUAUCACCAGACACUGUUCAUUGUAAUAGAGCCCUUCACUCUUUAGAAUGCCUGUUAAAAAAAUUAAAAUUAAAAACGCUUGUUAGGAAAAGCCACAAUCACAGGGAGCUGUGUUGUAGGGAGCUUAAGUAACUACGCACGAUGACGUUGGCGAAAACGUUUUUUGAAAAGUGAAUUCAUGCUGUUUCAAAAUUCAUCGUUCUUAUUCCAUGGUGAAUUUCUGGAGUUGAGUUCUAAAGGACUGUAUCUAA